Molecule: messenger RNA, 1156 nt
Organism: Sinocyclocheilus grahami
Lineage: Eukaryota; Metazoa; Chordata; Actinopteri; Cypriniformes; Cyprinidae
Product: integrin beta-3-like
Exons: 7
Coding region: 1-1155 (384 amino acids)
Biological process (GO): platelet aggregation; integrin-mediated signaling pathway; cell migration
Cellular component (GO): synapse; focal adhesion; integrin complex
Molecular function (GO): integrin binding; fibrinogen binding; fibronectin binding
Source: RefSeq, a predicted model, not a curated record
AUGGUCUUGUUUCUAGGCUCUAACAUUUGCACUUCCAGAGGAGUGAGUACCUGUGAAGAAUGUUUGUCGAUACAUCCGACCUGCGCCUGGUGCUCUCAGGAGAUCUUUGGAAAGGGAGGCUCGAGUUUGUCCCGUUGUGAUCUCAGAGACAGUCUCAUUCAGUCUGGUUGUGGAGUGAAGUUUAUUGAGUUUCCAGUUAGCAGCAUGAGGAUACUAAAGGACAUACCCCUGAGUGACAAGGCAGGGGUUUCAGAGGACAUCACUCAGAUCCAACCACAAAAAAUCCGCCUGACCCUCAGGCCAGACGAUUCAAAGAAAUUCACUGUCACUGUGAAGCAAGCAGCUGAUUACCCAGUGGACCUGUACUACCUGAUGGACAUGACCAAUACCAUGACGGACGACCUGCAGAAGCUUUAUACACUGGGCAAUGGUCUGGCCACUGCUUUACGGGGCGUCACCAGUAAUCUGCGCAUGGGAUUUGGAGCUUUUGUAGACAAACCGCUCUCACCUUACAUGUACAUUUACCCUGAAGAAGUCAUCCAGAAUCCUUGUUAUAAGUUUCCUGAACCCUGCCCACCGCAAUUCGGCUAUCGUAACGUACUGUCUCUGACGGAGCAAGUAGAGCGGUUCACAGAGGAAGUGAAGAAACAGAAAGUGUCCAGAAACAGAGAUGCCCCUGAGGGUGGAUUUGACGCUAUCAUGCAAGCAGUAGUAUGCAAGGUGACAAUUGGAGAUAUGGUUUCAUUUAGCAUUGAGGCAAAACUUCACGGCUGCCCUAAAGAGAAGAGCCGGACCUUCAUGGUCAAGCCAAUGGGCUUUAAAGACACCCUUCAGGUGAUUGUGGACUUUGCUUGUGAAUGUGACUGUCAGCAGUCCUCCGUGCCCGCCAGCCCGUCCUGUCACCACGGGAACGGUACCCUGGAGUGCGGUAAUGGUGAGUGCAACUGUGGCACCUGUCACUGUAGCCCCGGAUGGUCCGGCGAGAGCUGUAACUGUUCGACCCGCACAGACGCCUGCAUGGGGAGCGGAGGAAUGCUGUGUAGUGGCCGUGGCCACUGUGUGUGUGGCGUCUGUGAGUGCACACAGCCAGGAGCCUAUGGAUCAACCUGUGAGAAGUGUCCCACCUGCCCAGACGCCUGCACCAUUAAAAAGUGAG